Porites lobata is the source of this 14801-nucleotide messenger RNA. The record is from the annotation of a GenBank genome assembly. NCBI's taxonomy places the organism in Eukaryota, Metazoa, Cnidaria, Anthozoa, Scleractinia, Poritidae.
AUGAAUCUACUGCCUUCGUCAACAGUUCGGUUAAUCGCGAGUUCGCAAGUGAUUACCUCCGUGAGCUCGGCAGUCAAAGAGCUCAUCGAGAAUUCGCUUGAUGCAGGGGCAACAAGCAUCGAAGUUAAACUGGUGAGUGAAAAGAUUAGGGAAAUCUCGCACAUCUCCGAAUAUUAUUCCUAUAUGCAAUGCUUAGAUACCAUUCCUUGGGGAAUAAGAAAAAGCGGAUAAGAAAAUUUUUCUCUUCUUCUGCUACAUGUAUAGGAAAAAUUGCUAUUUUUAAUCAAACAUCAAUGAGAUCAGAGUAUUUUUGUCUUACAUGUACAUGUGUUUCAGGAUAGAUGGGGAUUGGAAAGAAUAGAGGUUCGUGACAAUGGAUGUGGAAUAAAACCUGAAGAUGCCCCAUUUGUGGGUGAACCCCAUUAUACUUCAAAAAUAUCAAACGAUGAUGAUCUGAAAUCUCUUCAAACUUAUGGGUUCCGUGGUGAAGCCUUGGGAUCUCUGGCUUCAGUAAGCAAUGUGUCUGUUUUAACCAAGACAGAAUCUGAUGAAGUUGGCAUGCUGUAUACUCUGCAACGCAAUGGUAAAAUAGAGGCAACCCAGCCUAAACCAACUGCCACUGGUACGACUGUUGUAGCAUCAAAUUUAUUCAAAAACCUUCCUGUGAGGAAACAGUUUUCCAGCAACAAUAAAAAGUGCAAAGAAGAGUUGAAAAGAGUUGAGGAUUUGGUGAUAGCGUAUGCGUUAGUGCACCCUUCCCUGCGGAUUUCCUUGCGUCACAAUAAGACUGUCAUCUGGCAAAAGAGUAAAGUUUCAAAUCAUAAAACAGCUCUGUUGUCUGUUUUUGGAACUGCAUUAUUGGCACAAAUGGGAACAAUAGAAUUUCAUGACGAGAGCCAUUGCAACAUUCGUGUGCUUGGGUAUCUUCCCAAACCAGGGUCUGAUUCAGAGCUUACUGGACGUGCAGUGAAUGAUAGAUGUUUUGUCUUUUUUAAUGGACGGCCUGUUAAUAUGAAGCAAAUAUCACAGGUAAGUUUAAUGAUGCACAUCUUUUGUGCAAUCCUAAAAUGACUCUAUUGAACAAUCUCUGUACAGCUGUACAUUGUAUAGUACAGUACCAAAACAGCCUAAUUGCCACAACUUCAAGGGCUUUUCUGACAUAUUCAACACACUUUUUUUUAUGCAGUUACACCCUGGCAGUUGUACAGAGAAAAUGAGUGUUACUUUAGAUUAAAAUAUAAUACGUACAUACAUUACAUACAUAUAGAUACAUACAUAUAUUUAUUCAAAUAAGCGCCCAACCGCAAAUUAGCUCCCACCUCGAAUAAGCGCCCACCCCCACGCCACCCCCUUUCACCUCCCAACCAAAAAAAAAUUGAAUAAGUGCCAAUAGGAGACUUCCCCGAAGACAGAGUUUUCUUCAGAGUAUUUUACAGAAACCUUCCUUUGUUACAUCUUCGAGUUUUGUUAUUACCAUUUAUUGUAUUGUUACAAAAUAAAUAUAAUAAGCGCCCAGCCUCUAAUAAGUGCCCACCAGAGCUUAGUACAGUGUAUCAGGUAACUUGUGCCACAGAUGAAACCAACUAUCCUUGUUGUGGGCCCCCCAGCUGUGUACCAGGAUGUGAAAGUACACUAUUGUUGGCCAUUAUUUAAAAUUCCUUUGUUGAUUUUUCAGCAACGCUGAAAGGAAGUUUUUGAAACACCCUUCCAGAAUUUUUUUUGUGUCUGUUGCAGGCCCUAAACAAGGAUCUCUCCACUACUUUGCCAACAUUACUAGCCAGGUUAGAUUAUGUACAGUACACUGUAUAGGAAACAGGCUAAGAAUUGGGAUACCUCUCUUUUACCACAGGUGAUCAAGCAGUACUACAACAGUCACACAACUGGUGCAUCAAACAGAUAUCCUGUUGCUUUUCUGGACAUUACAGUUCCUCCAGAUGGCUUAGACGUCAACCUUGAACCUAACAAAACUAGUGUUUUGUUGACAAACAAAGAAGAAGUCAUGACUCUGUUGACCAAUCUGUUGGAGGAAUUUUAUUCUGAUGAAAAGAACAAAAUUUCUGACAGAACAUUAACUGGAACCCAUACUAGCAAUGGUGCUGAAAAGGGAGAUUGUCCUUCACAGAAUGAGUGUGGUAUUACUGAAAAUGUUUGUAAUGGGAAUGUUCGUGGUAUACAUGUAAGGUCAAGUGGAAUUGCAAAUGCAGUUGGUGAAUGUAGUGUCACAGAGGCUUGUAGGCCAGCUGAAAAAGUUGCUAAUGGUACACCUUGCUCUUUAAGUAUGGAAAAUAGCCAGCAUGAAAACUCUAACCUUCAAAGUUCACUGUUUGAGAGGACAGUAGAAUGCAACAUAGAGCACAGUACAUGUAAGUCAGCAGAGAAUACAUCAUGUAAUGUUGACUUUCAUCCAAACAAUGCUGUGCAAAGCAACAUUACCGACGGCAUCAGUAAAAGUUGUUCAACUUUCAAAUCAUCUCAUGGUAAUGAAGAGUAUACAUGUAACAAUAACUCUGGCGAAAUGCAGAAAAGUGUGGAUCAGGCCACAACCUUAACUUGUCAUAAAGAUACUUGUACAAAUGCAGGGCAACUCUGGGGUACAAUAAGUGAUAAGUCUUUGUGUGCAAUCAUUGAUCUGGGGCUUGAUGUCCUCAACACAUCUAGAAAUACGACAGUAGGAAAUGGCUUGGUACAUGCACAUCACGAUUCUGACAAACAUGACAGCUCUGUGGGACAGACAAGUAGUGAUGAUAUCCAAAGCAUUGAAUCUUCAGGGAGAAAUAUGCUCAGUAACAAGGACAACUCAAAAGCAGGCAUUUGUGCAGAAAAAGUGCAGGAUGUGGAAGAGUCAACAUGCAAGCCUUCCCUGAGUAGGUCAGUUGAGGAUUUGUUUUCAGAUGACCUUAGUGAUGAUCUCUUCGAUGAUUUAGACUUGGAAGUCAGUGGUGUGAACUGUAAUGACAGAUCAUCCACUUUGGUAAGACAUGUUAAGACUGUAGAGAAAUCUAAAGAUAAAGAUUUCCCUGUGUCUUCUUCAAACAAGGAUUCUGUUUCCCUGGAGAAAUCUGUGGUCCCAGGUUCAUCUGACACAUCCGAUGCAAAAUGUAGCGAGAAAGACUGGAGUAAGGGACAUGGAAUUGUGGAUAAGCAAGGAAAGCCUGUUGAGGUACAUUGUAUAAUUAUUUAUGAACCCUUUAAGCCCCAGUAUCCACAUACAAAUUCUCCAAACUGAUCUCCAUACAUUUCCUUAAAUAUAUUAGCUGAGAGAAUUUGAUAAAAGAUCAAGGCAGUUUCUCUUGGGUGAUCGUUUUAUUAAUUCUUGUAACUUAUCUCUUGACAGUGUAUGGAUAUUGUUAAGAGAAAAUUGAUCUUGGUCACUAUUGAGACUUAAAGGGUUAUAGUACUUGCUAUCUGUCUUCUCAUUGGCUGAGAACCCAUAGUUGCUUUUGGAAAUCGGUGCAACCUUCAGAUUUGUUAGUUACAUUGUAUCUGCUAGCAGACAACUGACUAAUCUGUAGGUUUCAUGUGCAAUGCAUUGUUUUCAAGAGCAAUGUCAAACUGUGUUUCGUUCAAAGGUGUGUUUGUCAUUUAACCAAUGAAAGAGUAAAACUACACCUUAUAUUACACAGGUGCUAAAAUAUCUAACUGUACUUAAAUAAGGUAAAGUAAGUUAAGGUUUGAAGAAGUCAUCUAAAACUUGUUACAUUUUCUAACUUCGUAUUCUCUAUACAUGUACACUUUAUACAAUAAGUUGUUUUUAUUUUCAAUUUUAAGCCUGUUUGCCUCAUUACACCUGGUCCUCCCAACAAACAACCUUCAGCUGCCUGCAACUAUAAGACUCCAGUUACUCCACUUCAUGGAAAAAGAAAACAAUCCUCUUGUCAGGUACAGGAUGUGAAAUUGUGCAAUUACUGUAACAUGAUGGUAGAAAAUACAUGUAGAAAGGAAGCAGAAAAGAUCUCUGGCAGGAAUUUUGUAGAAGUGCCAGAGUGCCUAAAUUUCACACAAUGAAAAUCUGUCUCUAGAUGCCAUCUUGGAUUUCAAGAAGAUACACUGUGCAGCUGUGUAACUCCCUUGUAGUGUUUACUUUUAGCAACUAAUUUUUAAUGGAGGAAGUAGCUAGACCACUAUGAAAUAAUUUUCAAAGACGCCAUUAUGCCUCCCAAAAAAAUAGGUAAUUUCAUGCUCUAGCUUGGGUGUGGUUUGUAUUCCAUCUUUGUGUAUAGCUUACUCAUAGUACGGUGUAUUCUCCAGACAUGACAUUAUUCAGUCUAGCCUUCUGAUAGGGAGCCAAAACUACUAGGCAGUUUUCCUGGAUUUCCAAGAGGUCACACUUUUGCAGUAAACAAGUCCAAUGUUAGGCAAAUUAUAGGUCUUCUCGGGGUAGUCAUAUUGGUAACUCCCUUGUGCACUAUUUAACAUAUUUCGUCUCAAAAUAAAUACUGGUACAGUGCUUGUUGCACUUUUUUUUUUUUAAAAAUUGAUAACAAUUGUACCUUUCUCUAUUUCUCCACAGUUAAGGUUAUCUCUGUCUAAUAAGAAGAUCAAGAAAAUUCCUGAGGUUUGUUUGGUCACUAACUCUCACUCUUAUCAUUUAAUCUGCAAAGGGUACUGUGCAUGUAUAUCCAAUCAGGGCAGUUGUAGUAAUUUGCUAGUAUUAGUUUUAAAAUGUUUGAUGGAAGUGAAUGACUUUUCCCCUCCUCAGUAAUUGUAAAAUACAUGCGGAAAGAACCUCAAUAAAUAACCUUGUUAUAGAGAGUAUUAUUUUGCUAGUUCUUGACCCUUUUGUUAUAAGUUCGAAGUUAGAAGUUCCACUGCAUUUCAGGCAAUCUUACUUUUGGGCCAUUCUGUUUUCAGAUCACAAACCAGCCACUGAUAACCAAAAUAAUGUCACCAAACCCAAUGCAGAGAAAAGUUUUGUACAAGAAGGAGAAUAUUCCAUUUUGUUUAGCUACUUUGAAGCAGUCACAAGAUGAAAGAGGGAAAGAUCAGAGGUACAAGUGUGUAGAAUUAUAAAAGUCUCUCUGUUUUUUUUUUUUUUUCAUCAAUAUUAUUUGCUUCUCAGCAUACAAACCCAGGAAGGGAUGUUGAAUGAUAAAAUCCAAGACAGGAGGUCUUUGUUGCAAAUGAUAACCUACUUUUCCACUUCAGGGGCCACAAUAAUAGCCUGCUGGUUCUAAAACUGUACAAUUUGCAUGACUAUUAAAUCAUCGUCACAUUCUGAGAGAUUAAUAAACAAUUCUGACUGUGAUUACUUGUAUUGGCAAAUGUUAUCAACUUUUUGCCCCCUGAAAUACUGUGUGACUUUACUUUAAUCCCAUCGCUCCUAAAGCAUGUGCAAAGAUGGCAGGUAUCAUGAAUAAGAUCUAUUACUUAGUGCACUCUUUCUUUACAUUUAAUAAUGGACUCUAGCACUGUUUUUAAGUUACCUUACCAGUGUUACCAAAACAUUCUAAGAAAUCACAUUUUACUUGUACAUGGGUAGUGUUUAUUUGCAUUUGACACGCAUGAACUGUACAUUGCGAUUGUAUCUGCAGAUCCGAACAAGAGGAAACCAAUUCAGAUCAUUUGAUUGGUCGACUGGAUCCCUGGGGUGUGUGGCUAAUUAAGAGGGGAACCGAUAUUGUUUGUGUCAAUCAAUACAGGUAAGUAAUGAAUUCUGCUUUCAGCUGCUCAUUCCAGAAUAGUUAGUAAUACUUGGGUCAUGAGUUGUCAAGGACCUUAUUCUUGCUAUUAGUUUCUGCAAAUACACUGAGAAUAUCAAGGGGUGAUCAGGGUCCGAAAUUGCGCCUUCCUGGUCGCCAAUGCGACUAAAAAUUUAGUCCUGGCGACCAGAAUUUCAUAGCUGGUCACCAGCUAGCGACUUGUAAAGCUGAUUGUUGUUGUGGACUUAAACGUUCAGAGAAACUGAUUAAGAUUGAAACCUCAAAGCUAUUUGCCAACAGCUGUCUUACUUUUUGUCCUGCUGAUAUUUUUUAAUUAAAAGUGAAACGAAUCUUCCUGUAAUAAUACCUCCGCAACACUUACAAUCAAUACGAGUUGAGCGUUUCCAAGCCACCAUGUUGUUUUCAGCUGAAAUACGGUAAGUACGUUAUGUAUCUUGUGGACUGGUACGAGCAAUGUGGCACAGUUGUGGCCUGGUACGAGCAACAUGGCGGCUAUGUUUCGUGGUAGUUAUCGGAAGAAAAUAGAGUUUUGAUAUGAUCAGUGCAGUCAUGAGCAGACAGCUUUCUGUUCCUACGUUCUAGGCCAGAUAGCUUUACAUGUAUAUCUCCAAAAAGUAAUUUGUGGAAAAAAUAAGACUUCACUUGUACAUGUACAGUUGCUCUCUGGCAUCGGGAGCGGAAGUACCAUGCAUUUUUUAUUCGUAUUUAAACUUUUAUUUGAAAAAAAGGGAGGGGGAAUUUUUGGCGACCAAAAAUUUAUACUUGAUCGCCAGCUGGCGCUCGAAUUAAAAAGUUAAUUUCGGACCCUGGUGAUGCUGUCGUACACUAGCCUCCAAUUGUACCGUAAAUCAUCUAUUAACCCUUUGAGUCCCAAUAGUGGCCAACAUCAAUUUUCUCCUAACAAUAUCCAUAUGUUGCCAAGAGAAAUAGUUAUGAGAGUUAACAAAAUGAUCAGUAAAGAGAAAAUGCUUUGAUCUGUUAUCAAACUCUCUCAACUAAUUCUUUAAAGAAAUGUAUGAAGAUCCGUAUGGAGAAUUUAUAUGUGGAUAUUGGGGCUUAAGGGGUUAAGCCCCCCUCUCAAAUUAGCCCCAUCCCUCUAAUAAGCCCCCCUAAUUAUUCUUCACUAAUAAAUGGUUGACUUCAUUAAUCAAUCAUGACUGAAAAUAUUUGUGUAAACUGAUCUGGUAUGGUUUACAUACCAACUGGAAGUUUGGAUUUGAUUCUGAUCCUUGGCUACAUGACUCCAACCUUCUUGUACUUUGCUUUUCCAAUUUGUACAUUGUGUAUUCUAGUUCUUUAUGGAGAACUGAUACCAUCGUCGUUUCUAAAUUAAAUAAGCCUCCCCCUCUCAAAUAAGCCCCUAGUCUCUAUUAAGCCCUGCCUCAAAUGGGCUUAAAAGAGCAUUUCUGGUAUGUAGGUUUGAAUACCAGCAGAAGCAGUGCUUUGUUGCAAUGAUUUGUUGUUGUUGUUGUUGUUGUUGUUGUUUUUCAGGGGUAUACUCUUUUUGGUUCUAAACUAAUUCAAAUCGCCACUAUAAAAAGAUUCAAAAGCCUACAUUUAAGGCACUAGCCCUUUGUCAGGCCAAAAAAAACUAAAGGACCCACCCUGACAAAGAGCUAGUGCUUGAAAUGCCAGCUCUUUCUUUAUGGUAGUAAAUUGACUUAUACAUAUCAAGUGAUUAAAACAAUUUUUUCUUCCUUACCAUUGAAUGGUCACGGUGUCUUCUGAAAAUACAGAUUUUUUUUAAGAGAUUUUUUCUCUCUUAUCCUUUCUAGCCCCAGUGUACACCUCAACAUUCUCCAGAGUGAUCUCUAUAUAUUUCCGUGAACAGUUGAGGAAAUUAAUUUUUAAAAGAUCGAACCUAUUGGUGAUCAUUUAUUGUUAUUAGUUCUCAGCACAUUUUUUUCUUGUUGGUGGGAUGAUAUUUUUAGGCGAAAAUUGAUGUUAGUCACUCUUGGGACGUGAAGGGUUAACAAACACCUCCCCUAAACUAGUGCACAGUUAUCAUGUGUUCUUUUUACUGCAGAAUACAAGAACAACUACUUUUUCAACGUCUGAUGGAAUGUCAUUCCCUUCCCAAAGAAAUUAUGAAUCCUCCAAUUGCUUUAAAUGAGAGGUAUGCAGAACUGAAAAUAUACAGUACAUGUAUUUGUUGCAUGAACUAAACUAUGUGGAACUCAGAUGGUAAAACCAAUUUAGUUUUGUUGUUGUUGUUGUUGUUAUAUUCCUCCCCCAUCAAUUAUGCAGUGCCGCAGUUUCUUUAGCCUGCGAAAACAUCCGUUUCUCCUCGCUCUUCGCCGCUGGGGACGUUUCGCGCGGAGGAACGUCCGCGGCUCAGCAACAGAAAUAGGGACUUUAAGAUCCAACGACGCGACGGCGACAAAAACAUCGCUUAAAAACUGAUUAUGCGUUCUUUCAGUCUUUAUAGAGAUUAUUCCCACCCACUUACUUUGUCAAUUGUAGGCGAACCCUCCUGAAGCUGAAUUUCAAGGGACCAUAGCCAAGCUCAAAAAGAGAAAUAAAAUUACGUCAUUGCUUGUUUACGUCCUCCAUAAAACGCGAAAUUAGACAUUUUCACGUCGCAGUCUUGCAAAAACGGGAAAGAAAUGUACAAAAAAGUGUGAUGCACGUGCGAAAUUGCGGUUUUGCUAAUUAAACCUAUUGUUUUUUUGACGUUCUCGUUGUCGUCCGCGUCGUUGGAUCUUUAAGUCCCUAAUUCCAUACUGAUGAGGCAAAUCAAUGUUUACGUAAUAAAUCCGGCAGUCAUGGGGUUCCAAAUAUAAAUUUGUCCAAUUUUACGUGUCGUCUGGUCGAUUUUGGUAAAGUGUUGUCUGCCAACGAGCUCCAGCAAAUCUCAAAUGCUUUUUCUAGAGAAGACUAUUUUCCACAAACAUUGACUGUUUUGUUAGAGAUUCUUCGCGUUUACAUUUGACCUUUGUGGCCUUUUGUCUUUUGUCUGUCAUUCGUAAACAAUAGCUAAAACAAUCCAACUACUCCGUCGACCAAUCAUCUCUUCUGACCGGAUUCCGGACAGAUUUUACGUCAUCAGUAUGGAAUUUCUGUCGCUGAGUCGCAGACGUUCCUCCGCGCGAAACGUCCCCACCGGCGAAGAGCGGGGAGAAACGGAUGUUUUCGCAGGCUACAGUUUCUUUUGUAACUAACCCUUUGUUAGAGACCUUUUAGAUUCGAGGACGAGCGCGACUACGAGCACAAGAUUUGAGUUUAAGUUUUUUUUGCGUAUUGUCAAACAAUAGACACCCCAGAAUGCUUCAUUGCACCUUUUUUCACUAGAAAAGUUGGCAUUGUUAUCAUUAUUGUAGGUGGUUAAGCCCUCUCCCGAUCGCAAAAUAAAACUUCUAACAUUUAAUAACUUGUUUCCGCCACUACGUCAUUUUCGCUAAAAGUCGUAGUAGACUGACGACUGCCAUCACGUAUUCUCGCCGAAAUGACGCUGGCGCACGUGCGAGAACUACUUAGUAUUGAGAAAUUCUCUUACUCCUAGUCCUCGUCUUGGAAUCUAAAGAAUUAAGAUCUCUAUUUAUGAAGACUAAACCUAUUGCGCAUUUCACUAGAAACAUUCUGUAAGAUUCCAUAUUUUGUACUUACAGUGUAAGUAGAAUCCUGAGCGUUAUAACAGCUUGCGCAUCUGACAGGAUCAGCAGGCAAGUGCUGUAUUCUUUGGCCGCGGAUCCACGAGAGGAUUGGGGACAAGUCAAAUCUGCGAGAAUCCCUCGCGGCUCCACUGCUUGCUUUGCAUGGCUGCUCAGCUGCCAAGAAAGUACUGAGGCAUAAUAAUCCAGCCAGCUACACAGACUACAUGAAUAAGAGAACCAGAUAAUCUCAGUACCCACUGCAUAAGAAAACCAGAGCAAGUAUCCUACUCCCCCACCCACCACCCCUACGGGUUAAAUCACUUAACAUCAUCAGACCUUGCUUAGAGUACAUGUAUAUUCUUGUUACACAUGUAAAAUGUAUGUUACCUAAUAGUUAGUCUGUUCGUUCCUCUUCUUGUUACAAGAAUUGUUGGUGGUCCUGAAUGCUGGAAGACACUGCUUGGCAUGAGAAGCAAGUGUGACCCCCCAAAUACAGCAAGGUACAAAUACAUUAGCAUACAUGUAAUUCCCUCUUGAAGAAGGGAUAAAAUUGGCGGUCAUUUCCUUCGUGUUUUCGGUUUAGGGCCUUCAUAGCUAAUAAGAUCUUGACUUACUUAAAUUAAAACAUAACCACCAAUUUUAUCCCUUCUUCAAGAGGGAAUUCAGUUAAAACCUCCAUUAAGCGGCCACCCUCGGGGUACCCCUUGGGAUACCGUCAGGUGGCCGCUUGAUGGAGGUUGGCCGCUCAAACACGCGACAGUAGCGGUAUUACUGGUUCACAAUCAAUCAUCACCUUCUAUCGUGAAGUGUAUGUUUCUUCAUAUUUCUUUUAAAAACUCCAAACAUAUUGUAGGAUGACUCUCUUUGGGUUCAUGAUGAGGCCGAAAGGUGGCAGCGGUAGCUUGGUGGAGAUGGUCGCAUAAUAGAGGUUUCAUUUACGGUUCUUUUGUACAUCAUUGCGGCACUCUCAGUUGAUUACUGACAGGAAGCUGCUUACAGUCUGUACCAUCAACUGACGAUGCACCGCUCACUUUUACCUCGAUGAUGACUUCGGCACAGGUUGUCGAAAUAUAAGUCAUUACCAAUAAGUCUUACUCUUGACUAUCCUUACCUAAACGGCAAUAAUUAUUCUACAAACUUUUAUUACAUAACAAAGUAAAGCGCGCGCUCUGAUUGGUCAAUUACCCAUUUGCUAUUUGCUCGUGGGUGAAUGAUGACGAAAGCUAGCGGGCAUCUUUCGUGCUUAGUAACCUCAAGCGUGCAAGUAUAACUCAAUAGUACACACUGAGCCAUUUACCAUUCGUUAAAUAGUCUCUUCCAGGCGUUCAGAUAGUGGAAGCGGGCAAAAAUAAAGAAGAAUAGAGGGAGAGAGGAGGGAGCUCCCUUCGCUCUCACCCCCUACCCCACCCCUCACUGUUUUUUCUGCUCACAACUUUUUGUGCCGUUCCCACAAUCCUUUCAACGCCUAGGGCGGGCCUAACAAACGUAUGACUGUCUUUGUUGGUUCAGAGCCAUAAAGAAACGAGACAAAACAUUUGUUUCUGCGAGAUUUUGCAGUGUAGUACGGUGUUAAAAUGGAAGAUUUUUGAUCUGCAGGAUUCAAAGCUAAUCCUUUCUUACACAUUUGUGUUAGAUUUAUUGACGACGAGCGAUUAACUGCGAACGGAUUUGACGUUUGUUUGAAGACUGGUAAGUGUGCAUUACUGGGUUCGUUCAAAGUGUUGAAUUCGUGAGGGAGUCUUGAAAUUUGCGGCGAACCAGUUUUCUAGACCUUGAAAAAGUCUAGAAAAAUGGGGUAAAUCUAAAUUUGCAACGCUGUCUCUUGAAUUGUGCAGAUUUAGGACCCGAAAAACUCCUUUCCGGUGGUCCGGAACAAUUAUUAGAUUUUUUUGCUAAUCAAGCAGGUUUUCUUACUACCUUGCCCAAUUAGCAAACCACCUUGCAACUGCAGUAGAACCUCCCUAACUCGAACUCUGAAGGGAAGCGAAAAACAGUUCAAGUUAGCGAGAAUUUGUGUUAUCGGGUUCGAUUCCAAAAUUCAAUUUUCAGUGUUAAAAAUUGAUAGUUACUGAUUUUUCAGCACUUCCGGCAGUGUAUAGUGCUACUGCAGUGCAAGUUUAACUUAUUUAUCAGAAACGGUAAUGUGAUUAGGCAUUUUUUAUGAUAAAACGUCAUCUGUUCGAUGCACCAGUUAAAAUCAAAUUGCCGUUAAGUGUUAGCCAGUGUUAGAUUUUUUCUUUUUUCUGAUUGUGUAACAAGAACAGCUAAAAGAAUGGUAUGCGAGUAGAGUUACAAGAACCAGAAUUCGAGUUAUCGGGGUAAUUUUCAGUGACUUUUUGGAUGCUAGUUAUCCGAGUUAAAGUUAUCCGAGUAAAAAUGACUGAAAAGUGGGGUGAAAUCUGAGGGAAAUUGGACUAGUAGUUCAAGUUAUCCGAGUUCGAGUUAACCGAGUAAAAAUGACUGAAAAGUGGGGUGAAAUCAGAGAGGGAAAUUGGACUCAAGUUAUCUGAGUUCGAGUUGUCGGGGUUCUACUGUAAAUCAAUAACUUAGACAAGUGAGCAAUGGCCCCAGGAAAGCAAAGGUCGAGAGCUACGUGUCCAAAUGACAAGCUGGAAUUAAAGUUCUUUUUCGCACCCUAAACUGCACCUGAAAAAUGUACGGUAACGUACCCUUAUGGUGAGUAAAAUGGUGAGAACCAGUCGUCAACAAGUGACAUUAGCUUGGUUUCCUCUAAUCGUUCUGAUCGUCUCGUCAUUGAUCCAAAAAUGUCUCCAUACGAUCCACAGGAGUAUAUGUGUAUAAUACUCUUUUUGGGAAAGUAUUGGCCAAAUAGGUCAUCCCUGCCCUGUGCUCGAAUCUCCAAGACAUUCCUGACUAAUUACCACUGGUCGUGACUGGCCUGGCCAUGAUUGGCCUGUUAAAAAAGCUAUUGUCAAUUUGCCAACCAGGUUGAAGGCGUGUUCGAAACUCAUUUCCGGUAAUUCAUAGAGUCCGUAUGCAGUGGCGGAUCCAGGGGAGGGGCCAUUCCCCCCGCCCCCCCUCCCUUAUUUUUAGACCGAAAUGAGGCCCGUAGGGCCGACAAAAAAAAAUUGAGACCGUGCCCCCCUUAUGUCAGAGUCUGGAUGACUGCCCCCCCCCCACCCAUCUGAAAGUUUGGAUCUGUCACUGGUCUGUGACGCAGGUUACCAGCCAGGAUAGGUCAGUUUUCUUCCUAGUGGCGAAGAGCCAGAAACGGCUGUAUUCUUCGGCUUCUAAAAUGUAGGCGUCCCAGUAGCCACGUAAAAUUAAGGUGUUUGAAGUCAUCUUCUACACUCAACUGAUAACCGCUGACCGUUUAGGAAACGCCUAUGGCAUCGCUUCCUUUCUCAAAAAUUGUCUGUUACAAUAGCGAUUAAAGAUUUGUUAUUUUUCCCGUUGAAAUAGAUUCAGAGAGUGGAGAGACCAAGCUAGAGCUGCACAAAAUGUCUACUACUAUUCCAUUCUAUGGAGUGCCAGAUCUGGCAGAAGUUCUUGGUAAGUACAUUAACCGAAGCUGCCCAGUUAUAUAGAAGAUCUUUAGAUUCUAAGACGAGUGCAACUGCGAGUACGAGAUUUUGUCAACACUAACUAGCUGGGCGCGCGCGUGAACCAGCGUCAUUUUGGCGGGAAAAAGUGAUAGCCGCGUCGUCAUUGUACUACGUGUUUUAGCGAUAAAAGGUAACAGUCCUGACCUAUUUGGUGAAAAAACUUGCAAAGAAGCUUUCUGGGGUGGUUAUCUUUUGAGAAUAAACGCGAAAGCUAUAACCCGUCAAAUUUCGUCCUCCUAGUUGUUCUUGUCCUCGAAUCUAAAGGUCUCUAUUGAGUAAACACAUUAGCGCAUCGACUUGGGCUUCGGUUCGUCUUCCCUGAGCAAGCAUUUAGUCCCACACAGUUUUGUUCCCGUUUUGUAUUGGCUGCCUUGUUACCCUGCUGGCAGAGGUUUUUUUAGCAUUUACGAAGUCGUUUUCAUUGCAUUCUGGUUUGUAGAGUGCCUUCCACAUGUACGUUCACUUUUUCUAUUUCUUGCAUCUCGGGUGAACGUUAUUUUGGCUUUACGAAAACUAACAAAGUGAAAAAGAUUGAGCAUAAAUUGACAACAAAUUCCUCAAGAGGAUGGUUGCCUUCACCCAACAAUUCUCAGUAGUUAUUAUAGGGGCCUCCAGUUUCUAUUUCAUGUCUGCCGUCUACUUGCAUUGAAUUUCACAUAGGAAAAGUUUGAGAAAAAUUAUUAGUAAACCUUCAGAAGAUUAGCCUUAAGAGACCACUCUUCUUUCCUAUGUUUUCUAUUUUAGAACUCGUGAAUCAACAAAAUGGCGACAGUAAUUCCAACUCUUUGGCAAGCUGCAGACCAUUUAAGGUUAUCCACUAUCUACAGGUUUGUACACCUCAACAGGCUUGUUAUCUUGUUUACACUGCGGAUUCAAGUUCACUUCUACAGUUAACUUGUGUUUGUUUAUCAGAAAGCGGUCUUAUUAGUGUUAAAAAUAAGGUAAGGAAAUCACAAGAUAGUCCACUGUAAAUACGAUGUUUUAACUGAGAAGAUAUGUUUCAAAAUGUUUAGAACGCUCAGCCCUUUUUAGCUGGGUUUAACUCACAAAAGUGUCGAACGCAAAAUUGCAUGGGAUUACAUGAACUGAUAGUCCUCAGAACUGAAAGAGCGAUGUGCCAGAAGGUACCUCUGGUGGUUGUUUCUUGGUGUUGCAGGAAAACAUUAUUGGUUAGCUAAUGUUUUGUUUUUUUACUAUUGUUCAGUGUCUUUUCAAUCUUUUUCGUUACGUCAAUUGGUGAAAACCAAGAAACGAGCAAAAAAAUUUACCAAAAAGUGUGAUGCAUGUGCAGAGAUGUUUUUUUUUUUUGCUUAUGAAACUUAUCGGUUUUUUACUCUAAUUUACUCUCUCGUUGCGCAGCAACCUAUUCUCGGCCGUUACUACAGAAACUGCACAGUACUUUUUAAUAAAUAAUGACGACAACCAAAUCCUGCUGUUUUACCCAAGACACGAAUACAAACAAAGCUGCAAUAACAAAAGCGACUUGAGGUUUCCCGAUAUUUCGGAAGAAGAAGGACGGUUUGUCCCUCCGAAAUAUCUGAAAACCUAAAGUCGCUUUUGUCUUUGCUUUUUAAAGUGCCUGUGCGGGAUUUUUUUUCGUGUUCUCUCCUCAAUUUGCAGUGAGAAAGGACGAGUGACCAGAGCCUGAAAUUCAGCUUUUGAAGGCAGUUAACCCAAACAGCUUGUUUUAAUUUUUUUUUCCAUUUUUGUUUAUGUAGGGCGAGGCGGUUCGAGUGGCUAGAGGCCUGAGUUCCCGGAUGAGUAGAAGCGAAGUCAGUGACAUAAUCUCCCGGAUGACCAAUCAGAUUCCAGAAGAUACGAGGACUUGCGUUCAUGGCCGACCAUUCUUCGAAAAGAUUGCGCAGAUUGAAAGCGAAUAAUUGCAUUCAAAACUGGUCGUUUCGAUACAAAGUCGUUUCGAUACAAGUCGUUUCGAUAAUAACUCAAGCAGUGAAAUUCCACAAAAAUUUCGAUCACUUCAA